GCCGGCUCCGCCACUUGGGGAGGUGUGGUUGGAGAGACCGAUGGCUGCCGACGGGGCCAAUUAGAAGCGUCGGCGGCAGCUGCGAUGCGCUUAGCCAAUAAGGAGCCCCGCUACAGCAGCCGCCUGUCGCUCUCCACUGCUGCUGAGUGUCUGGCAGGUCAGCUGUGGUCGCAGAAGUGAGAAAGAGGGCUCCUACUAGAUGGAAACCGUCAAGAGCUGUACACAGACCAGACUGGGUGGAGGGCUGGAAGUCCACAACUGCAGGAAUGAAAGUUUCUUCUAUUUUGCCUAUGCCAGUAACUUGUUGCAGGAGAGGAUAAUGUUAAGAAACCCAUCCGUGGUUUUUUUCACCCUGGCACGUCUACUGGACUACAAGCUUGCUUUUGGCUCUCAUCAUGGCAAACCAAGUUCUAGCUGGCAUGGAAGUACAGCAACUAUUGUUCAUAGCCCUGGUGAUGAAGUAUGGGGGAUAAUAUGGAAAAUGAAUACUACUGAUUUAUGUUCUCUGGAUAGGCAAGAGGGAGUUGAAGAUAGUAUUUACAUUCCAAUAGAAGUUGCUGUUCAGACUCCAGAAGGGAAAAUAUUUAAGUGUCGUUGUUACCAAAUGACUGACUAUGUCUCUGGUCUUCCUUCUCUGCAGUAUAAAAAGGUCAUCUGUAUGGGCGCAAAACAGAAUGGUUUGCCAUUGGACUAUCAGAAGAAAUUAGAAUCCAUAGAGGCUAGUGACUAUGCAGGAAAUGUGCCACUUUUUGAUGAAAUUGAAGCUGCCCUCAAUGCAAAUGAGACACCAAAAUAAUAAAGAACCAUUUUAGAA
Molecule: messenger RNA, 814 nt
Organism: Rhineura floridana
Lineage: Eukaryota; Metazoa; Chordata; Lepidosauria; Squamata; Rhineuridae
Gene: GGCT
Product: gamma-glutamylcyclotransferase
Exons: 5
Coding region: 200-796 (198 amino acids)
Molecular function (GO): gamma-glutamylcyclotransferase activity
Source: RefSeq, a predicted model, not a curated record